AGGCCAAUUCGCACUACUGCUAUGCUGUCAGGGCUCUUCCCGCGCAACACGCGCUGCGCCGGUUUUCUGAGCAAAAAGAAGCGGCAUCAUAGAGUCUGCACAAGAGUAUAUGUUCUUGUUGUGGUAAUGCUGUGUUCGCUUUUCCCAGUAGUCCAUGCUGUAUGGGGAUGGUUGGCUGUAAAUGAUGACGAGAUUUUGUUUUGCAACCCUCCUGUCGGACUCAUACCAGAACUUAGUCGACCUGCGCUGGUUUUCAAUUAUAUUAUCAGUUCGUCAGUGGUCGCUUGUUAUGCUGCUAUUAUCGGACUAAUCCAUUUCAAAGUCUACUAUACUUCAAUAAAUUCGAGAUUUCUUGUUGAAUGA
Messenger RNA from Cylicocyclus nassatus, 363 nucleotides. NCBI's taxonomy places the organism in Eukaryota, Metazoa, Nematoda, Chromadorea, Rhabditida, Strongylidae. The record is from the annotation of a GenBank genome assembly.